GCAGGAAGGGGUGGGGGUUGUGUGGAAAUAGGAAGGUCUUGCAAUCAGAGUAUUCUUAGUCGUUCCAAGGCAGCGCGAGAUGAGAUGUCGGGGCGCCAGGAAGCCGCGUGAAGAGAGCUGGAGCCGAGCCUGGUGAGGAGCGCACCUCCCAUCCUGCGGGAGCCCCAUGGAGUCCCUGGUGAAGGCCGUCCUGCUCUCGCUGCUGCUAGACCCGGCGUUUCUCCUGACCCAGCAGGACGAGGGUGGACCGGGCACAGCCGCCCAAAACUUCUCCUGUCUUAUCUACGACGCCGAUUUCAUGAACUGCACUUGGGCAAAGGGCCCAUCAGCCCCCGACGACGUCCAAUAUUUUUUGUAUCUGAAAGACGCAGAGAGCCUUUCGGGAUCUUGCAGGAAGAACCUGAACGGGAGAGAAUGUCCUCGUUACGCAGAAGACUCAGGAACCCACGUGGGAUGUCACUUCCAAAACCUGUCAGGAUUAGCGUUCCACACUUGCUUCCUGGUUAACGGUACCAGCCAACAAACAGGAAUCCAGUUCUUUGAUACUACUUUGUCGAUUCAUAAAAUAGAAAGAUACAGCCCUCCCCAUAAUAUCACCGUGCACUGCAACACGUCACGCUGCCUCAUCCAGUGGGAAACGCCCCGGACCCGACGCCAAGCGUCCAACUUGUACUUCCAGUUCCAGCUGGACAUCCGGACGCAGGACAACAUGCAACCCGGUGGCAAUCAACUGGUGGACGUGUCUGGUACUUUCGGGAAUAGAUACAGCUUUCUGAACCCUCCACCCACAGCCAAAUAUGUUGUGAGAAUAAGAGUGGCAGACACCAGGCUCCUGCAGUGGAGUGAAUGGAGCCAGCCGGUUGCAUUCGGCUCGGAAGAACGAGAAGCCAGCCCAAUUCCUGUCUACACGCUGGUGAUCGUAGGGACCGUCAUCUGCUCCCUGAUUCUCGGCUUCGUUUUAAAAAGGUUUCUCCAGAGUUACUCUGUUUGCACACCGAUUCCGGGGAUCAAAGAUACAUUGAACGAAAACCAUCAAACUGACAACCAGAUCGUCUGGGAGACAAUGGUACUUGAUGCAGGAAAAGGUAACGACGAAGAAGUGUUGACAGUACAAGAGGUCACAGAAUCCACAGCAACCCCAUGAAUGUCACAAAUGUCCCCCUGCCCCGGUCGUGCUGGAACUUGUGUGUGUGCGUCUAUGUGUGUGUUUCAUUGUUUCCAGCAUUUGUAGAG
This is a messenger RNA of Rhinolophus ferrumequinum (greater horseshoe bat), 1233 nucleotides long. RefSeq names its product granulocyte-macrophage colony-stimulating factor receptor subunit alpha. Gene Ontology annotation, molecular function: cytokine receptor activity; protein binding. NCBI's taxonomy places the organism in Eukaryota, Metazoa, Chordata, Mammalia, Chiroptera, Rhinolophidae. Gene Ontology annotation, cellular component: membrane; external side of plasma membrane. The record is from RefSeq and is a predicted model, not a curated record. Gene Ontology annotation, biological process: cytokine-mediated signaling pathway. The coding region runs from base 167 to 1144 and encodes 325 amino acids. The transcript is spliced from 10 exons.